UCCCGCCGCUCUCGGUGCUCCGCGUCCCGCUGCCGUCCCGCGCCCCGCCGCCGACCCACCGCCACCAUGGAGGCCAUCAAGAAGAAGAUGCAGAUGCUGAAACUGGACAAGGAGAACGCCAUCGACCGCGCCGAGCAAGCGGAGGCUGACAAGAAGCAGGCGGAGGACCGCUGCAAGCAGCUGGAGGAGGAACAGCAGGGCCUGCAGAAGAAACUGAAGGGCACUGAGGAUGAGGUGGAGAAGUAUUCUGAGUCUGUCAAGGAGGCCCAGGAGAAGUUAGAGCAGGCAGAGAAGAAAGCUACAGAUGCUGAGGCUGAAGUGGCUUCCCUCAACCGCCGCAUCCAGCUGGUAGAAGAGGAGCUGGAUCGAGCCCAGGAGCGCCUGGCCACCGCCCUGCAGAAGCUGGAGGAGGCUGAGAAGGCAGCUGAUGAGAGCGAGAGAGGCAUGAAGGUCAUCGAAAACAGGGCCAUGAAGGAUGAGGAGAAGAUGGAGCUCCAGGAAAUGCAGCUGAAGGAGGCAAAGCACAUAGCGGAGGAGGCUGACCGCAAAUAUGAGGAGGUCGCCCGCAAGCUGGUGGUCCUUGAGGGAGAGCUGGAGCGCUCAGAGGAGAGGGCAGAGGUGGCUGAGAGUAAAUGUGGUGACCUAGAGGAGGAGCUGAAAAUUGUCACCAACAACUUGAAGUCCCUGGAGGCCCAGGCUGACAAGUACUCUACCAAGGAGGACAAGUAUGAGGAGGAAAUCAAGCUUCUAGGAGAAAAACUGAAGGAGGCUGAGACCCGGGCAGAAUUUGCAGAGAGGUCUGUGGCGAAGCUGGAGAAAACCAUUGAUGACCUAGAAGAUGAAGUGUAUGCGCAGAAGAUGAAGUACAAAGCCAUCAGCGAGGAGCUGGACAAUGCACUUAACGACAUCACCUCCCUCUGAGCCCCCUGCUGGGCACCAGCACUGCGCGCCCUCCCCACCCGCCUCUCCCCUCCCCAGCUCGGCUGCUUGCCUGCCUGGCCAUCCCACCUCCUCCCUACCCUCUCUGUCCUCCUCUGUCCUUCCUAGCCUGUGCCUGUCCGUCGGCUCCUUUGGGACAGGAGCCGGCCUGGGGUGUUCUCGCUUUACCCCUCUUUGGGGAGACAAGAUGUAGGUGCUUAGAGCCAUUGGGUCAGGGCAGGACAGCAGCUCCAUGGCAUCCACGUGCUGGCUGAAUAGUGCCUGUGCAGUAGGUUAUGUCAUGGUAUUGCCCGACAGGGAUCAGGGCUGUGCCUGGAAGCCUUUUACUCCAGCACCUCCCUCUUUGGCUCCCCAGCAGCAGAAGCACUGGGGACCCUGCAGCUCCGGGGAUGGGGGGCCCUCUCCCCCGCCCCCCCACAUACUCCCAGCAAAGCCCCCCGGUGCUGCUUGCUGGCCCCAGGAUGGGGAUGACCUGCAUUGGGGAAGCGGCACCUCCACUGCCAAAGCUCAGGCCUGGGGGAUAGAGGGUUGGGCCCGACUGUGCAGACACCUCCUUCCUUGGCAGACAGGCAACCCCCCGCUCCUCCCUCACCCUGCCUUCUGUCCUUUGCACAUUGCUCUUCAGUUUGCAUCUCAUGACUUUUCUUUAAUGUUCUGUCCCUUUGGUUUAAUGAGUUGGUUUCAAUAAAGUUUCAACAUUGGUUUCUCCUUUGUUUUCUUCAUGCCACUCUAUCCCUCAUCUCCUGCCUGUCUCACAUGGGUCCUGUCAGUGGCGUGGUAGGAGGUGGUUGCAGGCAGCUCGUGGGCCCCCUGGGGUAACCAUGGCUGAGACCUGAGAGGCUCCUGCAUUGCCAGGUUGAGCAGGACAGGGCCCUUUGUGCUGACCCCAGUCACCCUCUGGCUCUCAUACACAGCUUUCCUCAUCUCAUACCAUCUUCUCUAUGACUCUUUUGACCUGAGAUACAAGGGUUAGACCUGGUCCUGUCCAUUCGCUGUCUCCACUUCCAGACAUUUCCUGCAAGCAGCAAUCUCAGCCCUGUCAUGUGUCCUGCAUCACUUUCCCUUGGUGAAAGAGCUCGUGCUACCCUUCAGCAGUGACCUCAUGAUCCCUAAAUUUAUCCUUGGUACCCCUCCUCUUUCCUCACCACCCUACCGUGCCCCAGAAUCCAGUUCUCAAACUGAUGGACCUACAGACCUGUCCCUGUGCCAGGACUGGUUUGCCUCCUCCUGCCAGUCCAGCUGGUCCCUGCUGCUGACUGGGCAGCUGUGGUGUUUCCACUGAGGGCUUUGGGAAAUGCUGUCUCUUUUCACUAACUCACUUUUUUCUCUCUCUUUCCUGUGCUGCGUUGACGUCUCCAUUUUCUCUAGAGCGCUCUCAGCAGGAGGCCGAGAAAAACCGUGUUCUCACUAACGAGCUGCGGGUCAUCCUUACUGAACUUAACAACUGAGCUGCCCAGAGCUCCUGGCCCCGGCCCAGCCUCCCUGCCCUGUUUUGGCCAGGCUGGCUCAGGGCUGGGAGCCCCUACCUGCUCCCCACUGGUACGAGGCGAGGUGUGAAACCUUGGCUUAUCCUCACAGGGGUAACUACCCUGCGUGGGGACGGACAGGGAACCCCUCCGGAGCCUGAUCGGUUUUUUGUGAGAGAGGAAUAAGGGGUUUUGUGAUGUCCUGGGGUGACCACGUGGUGAUGGCUGUCCUCUGGCAUCAGCCUGGCUCUGCCAGGGAGGGAGGUGGUGGUUUGUGUCACUGCUUUCCUCCCCUUGUCCCAGGAGUCGGUGGGCAGCCUCUUCCUCCUCACUCUGGUCACCCUAAACUGUGCAGGGAGGAUCCUCUCAGAAAAGGGUCCCUGCAGGGUGCCGGGAUCACUGGGAUAGGAGAUGGGGACCCAGCAGCACCCACUGACCCAAACUUGGGGCAGAGGACAGGGAAGAGCCCAGCAGGGCGCACUGGGAGAUGGGGCUGAGUAGGCAGGGCUCUUGUUCCAUCCCUAUCUCGGGGAAAGGAUGAUGCCAUUUGGAAGUGAACACUGGAGGAGGCUGCUUUGGCAGCAGGCUGCCUGGCAGAGCUCAUCCCUGUAGCCUUGUCAGCUCUGCUCCUUAUCUCUCUGUUAUCCUCUCUGCCUGCCCUCCCAGGCUGUUCCGGGGUUGUUGUCUCCUUUUCUUCACGGAGCACUGCUGGGUCACGCAGCAGGCACUGGCUCUCUGCUUUCGCUGGCAAAGGGUUUGUGCAUGUGCCCACAGCCAGCCAGUGCUGAUGCCUCGAGGGCUGGCCAAGUAACGGUCCUCACUGGCAGCAGCUGCACUGCGGAGGGCCCAGCCUGGGCAACGGGGCACCAUGGGAAGAUGGAAAUGCUGAAGAGCAGUAACUGCCUGCCCCAGUGACCAGCCCUGACUGGCCUGGCUGCCCUGGCAGGUCCCAGAGUGGCUGGACUACUCCCUGCUGGAGAUGGGGCGGUUUGUGUGGACUCUGCUCCACCGGGAAUGCCCCAUUCAGCUGGAGGCCAUUGCUGUACUGAAAUGUGUGUCUGUGUGCGUGUGUCUGUGCUUGGCGUGGUGUGUGUGGGUUCGGCUGCACCUGGGUACCCUUGGGUUGUGUCUGUGUGUGUGUGUGGCUGGGUGUCCCUUGCAUUCACAGAGAGCCUGGCCAGUGCCAAAGAGGAGAACGUGGGCAUCCACCAGGUCCUGGACCAGACCUUGUUGGAGCUGAACAACCUCUGAGCUGCCCUGGAGAUCCCCCAUCCCUCUUCCCUACCCAACACGUGCACCUCACUGGCAUGCUCAGGACAUCAUCAGCUGAACUGCAUCUUGGCCAAAUCCACACAUCUAUUGAGAAGGGAAGCCCUGCAGCCUUACAACAGGGCUUCAGCGGCAUCUUGUCUGUGCACAGCCUGACCGGCUCUGUCCUGUCUUCGUGUCCAAAUAUUAAAGCAGUUUGACAAGA
Molecule: messenger RNA, 3879 nt
Organism: Myiozetetes cayanensis
Lineage: Eukaryota; Metazoa; Chordata; Aves; Passeriformes; Tyrannidae
Gene: TPM2
Product: tropomyosin 2
Exons: 9
Coding region: 67-921 (284 amino acids)
Biological process (GO): muscle contraction; actin filament organization
Cellular component (GO): actin filament
Molecular function (GO): actin filament binding
Source: RefSeq, a predicted model, not a curated record